AAGGUGUUCAGUGUGUUGAUGGUUUAAUAGAAAAAACUUUUACUCUUCACAUACAUAUUUUGAAUUGGUCUGGUGAUAUUCUAGCACUUGCUAAGGUCAUGAAUACAACUGGUCAUAAUUCUUAUAAGGCUUGUUGUGUAUUGGGAUACCAAUAUAAUCCUAAGGACCUACCAUUACAAAGACAUGAAAAUUACUUGCAAGAUAUUGUUACUAUAGA
Molecule: messenger RNA, 217 nt
Organism: Racocetra persica
Lineage: Eukaryota; Fungi; Glomeromycota; Glomeromycetes; Diversisporales; Gigasporaceae
Source: the annotation of a GenBank genome assembly